Molecule: messenger RNA, 1551 nt
Organism: Dryobates pubescens (Downy woodpecker)
Lineage: Eukaryota; Metazoa; Chordata; Aves; Piciformes; Picidae
Gene: RAB19
Product: RAB19, member RAS oncogene family
Exons: 3
Coding region: 162-806 (214 amino acids)
Cellular component (GO): trans-Golgi network
Molecular function (GO): GTP binding; GTPase activity
Source: RefSeq, a predicted model, not a curated record
AGAGGGCCGGGGCGGGUACAAAGCGGGCGCUACCUGUUGCGGCCGGUGAGCGCUAACAGGUGAGCGGGCGGCUGGUCAGCAGCGGGGCUUCCUUCCCGGACCGCCGUGAGCUAGGCCAGGGCGGCCGCUUCUCACCACCACAGCCCCCCCCAGGAGCUGCGAUGCCUUUUCCUAGCUCUGGCGCGGAUGAUGCCUUCGACUACCUCUUUAAGAUUAUCCUGAUUGGGGACUCCAACGUGGGGAAGACCUGCGUGGUGCACCGCUUCAAGACGGGGCAGUACAGCGAGAAACAGCAGAACACCAUCGGCGUCGACUUCACUGUGCGCUCGAUGGAUAUCGACGGCAAGAGAGUGAAGAUCCAAGUCUGGGACACAGCUGGUCAAGAACGCUUCAGGACAAUAACCCAAUCUUAUUACAGGAGUGCUCAUGGGGCCAUCCUUGCCUAUGACCUUACUAGGAGGUCCACUUUUGAAUCCAUUCCUCACUGGAUUAAUGAAAUUGAAAAGUAUGGUGCUGCAAACUUGGUCAUGAUGUUAAUUGGGAACAAAUCAGAUUCACUGGACAAGCGCCAAGUCCUGUUUGAAGAUGCCUGCACGCUGGCAGAGAAGUAUGGGCUCUUGGCUGUGCUGGAGACAUCAGCAAAAGAAGCUCAAAACAUAGAAGAAGUGUUUGUGUUAAUGGCUAAGGAGCUAAUAGCCCGAAACACCUUACAGCUUCACGGAGAGAACCCUCCAAACAGCAUCUACCUUGACUCCAGGCCAGUGAUUGCCAGUUCAAGUGUGGAGAAGACCCAAUGCCUCUGUUGAAGAGAUUUCAGGAAGAAUUUGAAACUCACUCUUUUGAGGCUGCUUGAUUUAGUUUUAUGCACUUGAUGAAGGUGUGCUAUGUGGCCUCAAGCCAUCUCUCUUGAUAUCUAUACCUGGCAGUUUGGCUUGUAAGUAUCUUCAGAGGUUGUUUCUGUUGGUAAUACAUGUUCCUUUGAACAUGGCAGCUGAUAUUUAAACAUGAGCUUCUAGGCUGGGAGGACUUGGGAAGCUGUCAGCCCUUGUACUAACCAAAGAGAACUAUAAGAAUUACUGCCUUUAAUUAUAGCCUUAACUGAUUUUCUGGCUGUGUCAGAAGGCAAAUAUCCAUCAGAGCUCUGCCUUGAGCUGACCCUUCUAAGCUAUGCAGUUUGCUGUAGUGCAAGCACUUUACUCCUUAAAGCUACAGGCAAAAAGUCUGAUAGAUGCUUGGACAGCAGUAAGCCAUUGCUGCUCAAAUUUUCAUUUAGGAGUGGUCCUGCUGUCAGACAUGUAGCCACUCAUACCAAGGAAGCUAAUAACAUUUGUGAAAGAGCACAUGAUUUUACAUCUGUACUGACUUCCUUACCAGACAAACCUGAGGACAUCCCUGGGGUUUCAUAGCAGGCAGAAUGAGAUACUGUAGGGUCCCAACCUUCUUCCUAGGAUGAGAAACUGUCAAGAAUUGUUUCCAUUAGUGAUCUGUCUUGCCACACUGGCUAGGAGUGGUGAAGCUUCCAAGGUAACAGUAAUGGUCUAAAUCCAUGCU